Molecule: messenger RNA, 3516 nt
Organism: Cylas formicarius (sweet potato weevil)
Lineage: Eukaryota; Metazoa; Arthropoda; Insecta; Coleoptera; Brentidae
Product: bromodomain-containing protein 4
Exons: 5
Coding region: 113-3100 (995 amino acids)
Source: RefSeq, a predicted model, not a curated record
UACACAGCUUUUAGUCUUCACCUCUUCUUCAUUACCGGUGCAAUCGGUGAUGUAUUUUAUGUGCGGUACGUGUGGGUGAGAGUUUUUUAAUUGUCCGUCAAUCGAGUUCGAAAUGGUGUGGACUUUCAAAACUUGUCUGCUGCUAACUUAUAUGGUGUCUAUGGUGCUCGCGGCGGAUCAACAUCGACUGAAAAGGAAUGGCAGAACAGGACUUGAAAAUAUCGCACACCACGUUCGACCCAACUAUAACAUAGAGAGAAGACUAUUAACUGGAUUGCAACAUUACUCUCCGCCACAGUAUUUCCCAGAUCUUCCCCGUUCUUAUCGUAAAGGUAGACCAAGAUCACUCUCCACUCCUCCUUAUGCUGUUCAAAUGGAACCUUUAAUCCAUUAUUCACAACGUGAUCCGUACUACGAUACUAACAUUUUAUCCUCUAAUACAGAUUACGGCGAAAACGAAAAAGAAGAUCCCAUCGAUCGUGGAGGAAAAGGUGGCACUAUCUAUAUUCCAAACAAACCGUUUAUUAAGGUCGUCGAAAAACCCAUAUACAUUAAAGAACCCGAGCCAAUCAUCGAAAUAAUCAUUAAAGAAUCGAACGUCACCCUUCCCCCUCCUCCCACAGAACCUCCACUUCCAAUUCCCAAGAAGAAAAAGGAAGAAGUUCAGGUGUUUUACGUGAAAUAUAAAAAGAAUCCCGGCGGCUACGGCAAAGACGCCGUAAUUUAUGACAAACCCAUACCGGCAAUUUCACCGGUAAUACCGGAGGAGGAGGAGGAACCCGAACCUGAGGAAGAAUGGAAAGAAUCGAAACCGGGUUACGAUCAUUACAACGAAAUUCCCCAACCUAGGCCUCCCAGCACUACGCUACGAACAAUUAUUAAACCCGAUUCUGAAACUUACCACAGCCCAGGAGGUGACAUUAAAGUCACUUUUGGAAAGGAAGGCUUCGAUUAUAGUAAACGGUCAAGCAAACCUGACGACUACCCCGGUCAGCGACCAGAAAAUCACUCGGGUCAGCAACCGAGAGCUCUACAACUGACUUCGUUUUCGGAUGUUUACUUUAGAAGGCCAGAACCGACAUAUCAAAACGCUAAUCAAUUUGCAUCUGAACCCAGACAAGCACAACCGUAUAGACCAUUUAAUAAUCCCCCACCACCUUUAUCCGGCGGUCACUAUUCUGCGCCGCCACCGCCAUUUUUCCCGCAACCUAAGCAUCCGUUUCAAUCCCCAACAAACGUAAAAACCUUUAACUCGCCGCCAUACAAAUCAUCGUUCCCAACAUUCUCACACACCAUAUCACAUCCCCCGCCACCACAAUUUCAGUCCCAUCGACAAAACUUCUCCCAGCAUUCGAAACAGCACAUUCAUUUCGGUGAGGUUCCCGUCCCAGCUCAACGAAAACCCGUCCCAUAUACACCUUUCGAAAAUAUAAGGCCGUCUCAACCAUCGCCUGUUUUACCUAGCAGCCAUCAUUUCGGUAAUUAUCAGUCAGAUAUCAAACUUGCACGACCAACCACCAACUACCCCUCGGCACAACAGCUGCCUCAAAUUAAGCAAAAUAUACAGCUUAACACGGAGAGCAGGUAUCCACCGCAACAACAAAGUCCUGCUGUGCAAUCUCAACAUAACGAGCACAGAUUUAAAAGUGUCAGUGAUCACCGGCCUGAUGUAACGCACUUCAAAAAUCAGCAGAGCGACACAGAAUUCCAUAAGCAAAUAAGUCCGGAUCAAAUUAGACAACUACAACAACAACACGGACAAAAUCAUUAUCAGUUAGAGCAAAGCCGUAUCAGCAAUCAGGGGGCUAACAUUGAAACUAUAAGGAACGCUUUACCGCCUGGAGGAGAAUUAAUUCAUUCCAUUCCUAAGUACGAGCAGCACUUGCUGGUUAAUCCGUCACCUGGGACGCCGCAAGCGUUACCCCUAGUAAGCCAGAGGCAGCAGUCGGCCAACUCGUUUAUUCGAAACAAACCACAAGACGAUAGCAAUCAGUCUAAUACGAGAUCGAACGCUAUUAGGCAAAAUGGUUUUAAUCAACCGGGUAUUAGUGGAACCGACAACAUAUCACCAGUAAGACAACCAGUGUCUUACAACAGUACACCCAGAAUUUAUAUUUCGACAACCGAAUCUACUACCACCACUAAAGAACCGGAAAAGACCUCCACGAAAGAUCCAAAAAUCCUGGAAGCUCAGCUUCCAGAUGAAGUUCCGGAAGAAUUAAGACAACAACUAUUGUCUUCAGGUAUUCUGAAUAACGCUGAUAUUUCCAUUCUCGAUUACGAUAAAGUGGGAGACAUUCCUUUGUCUGCCCUACCCCCUGAGCAAUUAGCAAAUUUCUACAGUGCCGGUGGUGCUCAACAAUUAGCGUCUGCAGGAAGUGAGUCCGUUUACCGAUUGAGCCAACCCGAUUCGGAGAAAAACGUCAAGAACGGGGAACUUGAAGCUGAAGCUUCUGAAACCAACGAAGUGAGAACAAAACCCGAUGGAAAACAACCUGAUUCCGAAACUUCCCGAACAGAUACUUAUAUACCAGAAGCAUUUCUUAGUGAUAAUACAAAAGAGGUGGACCCCCUACUGAAUGAUAGUUCGUACAACAGGUACCUGCCUCUGAGAAUUAGUGGCUCGCAAUUCCCAUUGGAUGUUGCGAAUCUCAAAGGCAGAGAAAUUUCGGACGUAGUGGUACUGGCACCUGUUACUGAUGACCUGUCUGCCUCAGACAAGUCCAUUGAAAUUAAAUCGGAAAACUAUUUGGACCUCAUUGAAAACAGCCACUUAAGAAAACUGCUUGAAAAUACAACGUCGGAAAAUUACAAAACGUAUCUCCAAAGCGAAAAAAAUACUACUCCGUCAAAACAAUCGGUUAUUCUACUCGUUACUCGUGCCGGUGCCACUUCCAAGGAGAAAGAAAUAUUUAUGUUUGAUGUAGCUACUGGUACGGCAAAUAAAUUAAGCGGAGAGUUAUCGUCAGCUUUUGUGGAGGUAGCUGAAGCAAAUUCUCCCAACGAAGACCCGACAGCGACAACCGCCGAAACGGAAACACUCUCUGCAAAUUUAGAACAUUCGAAAAGAACAGAUACCAAAACUUCAACCCCAGAAUAGGUCGACCGCAAAAAUUUUAAGGAACCUGGACAAAUAAAAUAGGAGAUUUCAGACUUUUACAACUGGUUGAAUGGUGGUAGUUUGUAAUUUACCAAACGUCUUUAGUCCUUUGCCAUUUUAUUAGUACAUUCAGACGGUAUUCUUAACUGCUUAAUUAAAAUUGCGUAUACAAUUUGCGUUACUGUGUUUUAUAUUUGUAAAUACCUAGCCAUAAGUAUGAAAUGGACGUACUAUAUUUAUUAAAUGUACUAAUUUUCCAUCCGUUCACCACUAUUUUUUGAAAUAGAGGUGACAAUAAUAAUUGUAUGCAUUACGCGCAAUUAUAUUGUCAAUUGUGAAUGUAGUAAUAUAAGUACAUAUUUACUUCUGUACAGUGUACGACAUUUAUAAAUAAAGUACAUAUUUUUUUAGGAUGA